UCUCCUUUCCAAUUCCUCUGCGACUCUUCUUCUUCUUCUUCGUCGACACUCGCGAGCUUCGUCUUCCAUCGCCGCACCGAUUCCCGAGCAGCUCGCACCGGAGGGACCGACCGGACGCGUCGAGGACGGGGGCGGUGACUCCGUCGGACCGAUCGAUUCGCGGAGAAAUUUUGAGCGGGAGGGGAGAGAGAGAGAGGGGGAGAGGGAGGGAGGGAGAGGGAGGGGGAGAGAGAGAUGGGGAAGAGGAGGGAGCGUCGGAUGGCCGCUCAGAGCAACGCCGGCCGCCGGGUGAAGCUCGAUCUCUUCGCGGAACCCUCUGGAGAUUUGGGUGGCUCAUCUGGACAAGAUGAAGUUGAAGUGGAUGUAAAUUCAACACAUCAUGAUGGGUUACCCAAUUCAGCAUCUUCUUCAGCGCAAUUGGAGACAGUCGGAAAGCUACAGCGCAGGUCAACAGCAAGAGAAUCCUCUGCUGUUACUUGGCCAAUAUAGUGAUGAUGAGAUUGAGGAGGAACCAAGGAGAAGUUCUAAUGCCCCUGGGGAGAGUUCUGUGGCUCACAAUGACCAGGUCGAAACAUCAACUAGUAAACAAAGUGAAGACACAGGAGCUAACUUGACCGAAGAAUUAGAUUCUGCAAAAGUGAGGGAGGAGGUUGGAAGAGAUUCUCCAUCUCUACAUGAUUUGCUGAAGUUAGAGGAAAGUGAUGUUAAGGAAGGUGAAACGAGUGCCUCGCAUGAUUUGCCAAAAGAAAUAGAAGCAGGUGAACAUAUCAAUGUUGCAGAAACUUUUGAUGCUCAAGUUGUUGGGGACGUUAGUUCAGGUUGGAAGAUAGUAAUGCAUGAGGAGACCAAUCAGUAUUAUUAUUGGAACGUUGACACCGGGGAAACAUCAUGGGAAGUACCUGAAGUUUUGUCUCAAAUGACGAACUCUGCUGGAGACACAUACAAUGCUUCUGCAGAGACGGCCCAUAAUCCUGGUCAUGACAGUCACGAGUCAGAUUCUAGUUCGAAUAAGACUGUCAGAAAAGAGGGGGAUUCUGCUUUCUUCGGAGACAAGUGUGCUGGUUCUGAAGAUGCACUUUUAGCUUCUCAAAGUCAGAAGUUGGAUGAAUAUAGGUCUAGGAAGGAUGAGAUGACUGAAGAGCAGAAUGUUGAGAAUUUAAAUUAUACAUAUUGCAGGGAUGACAUCCACAAAGGUAGCAAAGAAUAUCCUUUGGGGACUGAUAAUUGGUCAUACCUCAUCAAGCAAAGUGAUUAUCUGUUGGAAAAGUUGAAGUCACUUGAAAGAUCUACGGGACUUCAUUUUGUUCGUGAGAGGAUAUUAAAGUAUGUUAUAGAAGUUGAAACUAGACUCUCAGAUAUGAAGUCACUCUCGUCAUAUGGUGUAGCUUUGCAUCCCUUUUGGGUGCACUCUGAAAGGCAGCUUGAACGUCUAAAACUUGCCACUGAUGAAGUUUAUCAAAUGGUAAAUGACGAAGUUAAGGAAACAAGUGACGGCAAGCUGGAGAAAAACAUGAAGCUCGAAUUUAAAGAUCGAAACAAGAACGAAGAAGGUUUUUCGACAUCCCAAACUGAUGCUUCUUUUCUGAAUGAUGCAUCCACUGCCGUGGAGCCUAGUGCGGUUAAUCACGACCAUGUUACAAAUGAUGAGCAUUUUGCAUCUCAGUUGCAAAUCAGACAAUUGGGAGGUGCUAUGGAAGAUGGUGAAUUAGUCAAUAGCGGUUUUAUCUCUGAUGUACCAAUUCUUGCUGCUUCAAUGAACGGUGGGGAAGACGUUGAUAUGGAUGUCGAUAUGGAAGUAGAAGAUAUGGAUCCUGUGAGCACCACUAUAACUGGAAUGAUUGGUGUAGAAAGUACUGUUGUUCCAGAAAAGUCAUCUGUACUAGAUCCACCUCCUGAGCCCUCAUCUGUUACCUCAGAGGAUCAGUAUUUUAUUCCACCUCCCCCAGAUGAGGAAUUCAUUCCCCCACUACCUCCAGAUGCUGAACAGAUUCCUCCACCUCCUCCAGACGAGCCUCCCGAACCAUCUUAUGCUCCACCGGCACCUUAUACGGAAGUUGAGCAGUCUAGUUCCUACAUCGAGCAAUACCCCUUAGCUUAUCCUAAUACUAAUUAUGAGUAUUAUGGACAAAAUGGAGUCAUGAACAAUAACUUCUAUGGACAUGCUGAAGGAUGUCAAGUUGUUUUACCGGAUGGAUCAGUUUCCUAUGUAGCUCUUCCAAGCACUACUGCUUCUAUCAUUGUUACCCCUGUUGAGUCUAUAGCAUAUUACAGCGCCCAAGAUGGAGCAGUACCAGCUGUACCUGGUGUUGGUAUAGUGAAUACGUCCCAAUUUCAAGGCCAAUCCAGUUCUCUCAAUUAUAGUUAUAGCACCACCACAGAUGAGCUUGGAUCUGUUCACACCCUUGCAGAGACAAGUUCCAGCUCAAUACCAUUGUCAACAGGUGUUGCAUCUUCGGUUGUUGGCAGUCGAAGUGAAAAUGAAACUUCUGAUGUCCCCUCUACUUCAUCUGCCAUAGAAGCUUCCGCAACCACAUCAGAGAAAAAUAAUAUUUCUGUUCCAUCAGUAAACACUGCUGCUGCAUCUGCAGCUCCUGUUGCCUCAUCAGCCAUUUCAAAGGUUCAGUCAAAAGUUUUGCGUAGUAAAAAAAGGACUGUUGCCGUUGCUCCAUCUUUGAGGUCUAAUAAGAAAGUCUCCAGUUUGGUGGAUAAGUGGAAGGCUGCCAAAGAAGAGCUGCAGGAAGAUGAUGAAGAUGAAGCUAAAACUGCUCUUGCACUUUUAGAGAAGAAGCGUCAGAGGGAAAUAGAGGAAUGGCGUGCCCAGCAAAUUGCCAGUGGAGAGGCCAAAGAGAAUGCUAAUUUUCAGCCACUGGGGGGUGAUUGGCGUGAGAGAGUUAAGCGCAAGAGAGCUCAAGCUGCCAGUGAAGCUGUACAGAAUCAAGAGCAAUCCAAUGACGGAAACCAGCAACCAGAUCUUGUAGAACUUUGUCGAAGUCUGCCGUCUGGAUGGCAGGCAUAUUGGGACGAAUCCUCAAAGCAGGUUUACUAUGGAAACUUGGUCACCUCAGAGACAACCUGGACCAGGCCGACAAAAUGACGCUAAUUUUCAAGAUCAAGCCAAAAAAAUUGCUUGCCAAGAACAACAUGAUGCCAAAAAGUCGAAGAGUUGAGGUUCAUCCUCCGUUUUGAGUUUUUUUGCAGUGUUCACCUUUCUUGUUAUCGUCCCUUGCCUACAUCUAUGAUUGUACAUAUAUUUAGAGGCGGAGGAGAAGAUAGUUGUAAUAGCUCUGCCUUUAGCCAGGUUAGUUGAGUCCUUACCUCGA
Messenger RNA from Syzygium oleosum, 3320 nucleotides. RefSeq lists its product as uncharacterized. NCBI's taxonomy places the organism in Eukaryota, Viridiplantae, Streptophyta, Magnoliopsida, Myrtales, Myrtaceae. Gene Ontology annotation, molecular function: protein binding. The record is from RefSeq and is a predicted model, not a curated record. The transcript has 12 exons. Bases 380 to 3094 code for a protein of 904 amino acids.